GAGGACCUCAUCACGUUGGACGACCUCAACGAGCACGCGCUGCUCCACACGCUGCGCGCGCGCUACGGGGGCGACGCCAUAUACACGCGCGUGUCCGACGUGCUCAUCUCCGUGAACCCGUUCAAGGUGCUGCCCAUCUACACGCCGGAGACGCUGGCGACCUACGUGCGCGCCGGCGGGCGGGCGAGCACGGACCUGCCCCCGCACUGCUACGGCGUCUCCGCCGCCGCGCACGCGGCGCUC
Molecule: messenger RNA, 243 nt
Organism: Aureococcus anophagefferens
Lineage: Eukaryota; Pelagophyceae; Pelagomonadales; Pelagomonadaceae
Exons: 1
Cellular component (GO): myosin complex
Molecular function (GO): ATP binding; cytoskeletal motor activity
Source: RefSeq, a predicted model, not a curated record